Messenger RNA from Baudoinia panamericana UAMH 10762, 1960 nucleotides. RefSeq lists its product as uncharacterized. The transcript has 4 exons. Bases 172 to 1728 code for a protein of 518 amino acids. Lineage: Eukaryota; Fungi; Ascomycota; Dothideomycetes; Mycosphaerellales; Teratosphaeriaceae. The record is from RefSeq and is a predicted model, not a curated record.
CAAGCUCGAACCCGAUCGAGUGAGCAGUGAGCCGCCCGGACCUGCCCUACAGGUCGACGACAUUACUCGAGCUCCUCACCACAGCUCCGCACGGUCACAGCUUCGCAGCUCUUGCGUGUCCCGGCGGCCGCGGGUGCUGUUUGUUUGCUGGAUACAUGUGCAGCUUGAGCAAUGCCGCCGCCGCCAUCAUCUCGAGCUUCCAACUUGACCUCGACCUUCUCUGUCACCGACCUCAACAAUGAGGUCGUUUGUCCGCUGCACAACCAGGAUGGCUCGAGCUGUCGCAAGCGAUGUCUUGGCGAGAAGCGCUUCCGCUCCAUGCAGGAGCACAUCCGCCGUGCGCAUCCGGAAUACUAUAUUCCGAAGCUCCCGGCUACCAAGGACAGCUUCGAACUCAUGAUCAACACCCCUCCCCACGAGCGUCCACCACAAGACACUCAUGGCAAUCCUGUCACGCUCCCACCCCCAGCCCCGUCGCAGCAUACCGAUCCGUCAGGUCAGCCUCCUGCCUUGUUCAACCUUGACGCAGGCGCAGGGCUGAGCUCCUUCGAAGGCUAUCAGCCGCUCGGCUCGCAUGACGGCGGUUACUACACCACCGGCGACGCCGAGGCUGCCGCAAUCUUCAACAGUAUGCAAGCCGCGCAGCGCUCGUCGGAUGAGUAUCGGCGUGGGUCGCUCAUCCCCGCUGCGUCCGCGGCUGCUGCGCUGGCACAGCUGCAUUACCACCGGCCUGACUCCGCAGGUUGGGGAGACACCGAUGGCAUGGGACAGAACUUCUACGCCGACCAGAACAACGAGCUGAAGACCAAUCACUUCGGAGUAGAUCCUGCGUUGGAGGAUGGUAACAUUCUUGGCACAGACCAAGGCGGGUUGUCACAUCAUGAUCCAUUUCACAGUUUGCAGGACCACUCCGGCCUACUACCCAGCACUCUUGCAGGCUCGCCGCCAGGUCGGCCUUCGACGCUACCGCCUUUGCAGCGAAGUACGUCACGGCAUCAGCCGAACAGACCAAGAAAGAGUAGCCUUAGCCAACAAGCACGGCUCGCUAAGCACGAGCGCAAGCGGUCGAAAGAGCUGAAGCGGCACAGUGGCGAUAGGAAAGCCUUCUCUGCCGAGCCCAGCAGCGCCGCAGCCUUGUAUGGCAAGAGGUGGGAGGAUCUGAUUGAUGCUGCGACGAGCGCCACCGAAGAGGAGGGCUCGAGAGAUCUAACACCGAUCCCCGCAUCACCAUAUCAAUCACCGCAAGCAGCCUCGCGCACUUCGCUACCUCCAUUUGCACUCGGCUCCCAGUUCCAGUCUUUCCAAGCAUCACCGCUGAACCGCGCACUCACGCCUCCACCGCCCGACCCAGGUCUGGCGGACCUUCAGCCUUUUGCAUCGGUCGACUCUUCGCUCUCUUCCGCUGUAUCCCAUCACCAUCACGCCUCUAGUGCCGACUCCACGGGGUCACAAUUCCACAUCAUGAACCCGAACUCUAUCACCACCGGUGACUCGAACACGACGUCGCCUUUGUACACUUCCGCCUCUCCCGUCCAGAUAUACUGCGCCGGCUGCCGGAGGCUCAGUGUUCUGAAAGAGAGCUACGCCUGCACCAAUUGCAUCUGCGGGCUGUGCGGCAACUGCGUGGAAGCGAUCAUCAACGGCCAGAGCCGGGGCAGAAUGAGCAUGUGUCCGCGGUGUAGCGGGAUGGACAGCAACUUCAAGCCCUUCCAACUGGAGCUCCGAUGAAAUGCUGCGAUGUGGGAAGGAGGAGGGCGCGCUGCAAGAAGAGGGUGCGUCUGACGAAGCGCGUGCGCUGUUUACGAUUGCAACGAUUUCUAUUUGGGUUACUCCUCUGGUUAAGAAGACGGAGUACUAGCCGGGACGGCACGCUUUUAGAGGGCAUCGCAUGGCGUUGGAGGCUGCACAUGUCGCUCACCAAGGCUGAAGAAGCCGAACGAUGUUGCGUUGAUUCUGUCUA